UCAGUAUGAUGAUAUGGUGUCUUCUUAUUCAGAAAUAGAUGAAGAACUAUUGAAAAAGUUUGGUUACCAAAAAGAUAUAAUUUCAUCACCGGCUUCGAAUUCAAAAGAUGAUGUAGCAAUAUUAUCACCUAAUAAAAAUGUUGAUAAAAUUUGCAUAUCAAAGUCAGUUGAAUGUGCCAAUAUUGCUGAAGAUAAACAAUUAGAAAAUGAAAUUGAAUGCAAAACUGUCAAACCUAAAAAACCAUAUUUAAAAAGAGGCACAGGUCUGGCUAGAUAUGGCUUAAAUAUAGAAGAGGUAAAAAAAAAAUCUGGUAAACUAAAAUUUAAGAAACCAAUUAUAUCAGUUCCAUCCAARAUUAAAGUACCCAGAAAGUGUUUGAAUCAAGUUAAACCAUUCCCUAAAACAGAAUUGGUUAGUAAGCCAACUGAAAGUUCACGUCUAGACUUGAAAAAAGUUGAAAUAGCUAAUUCUUGGAAUAGGUAUGAGCCAAAAGGUUUACCAAAUGAUGGGGAAAAUCCUGAUAAUACUGAACAAAGGGAAUUGCGUGCAUUUGAAAUAUUAGAAGAACGUGCAAACAAUUCCAAUUUAAAUGCAUCAUCACCUACCGUAUGUCAACUAUUAGAAAGAGGACAAAGUUCUAAAAGUAAUAAAGAAGUACCAGCAUCACGACUAGUUCGUUCUUUAAAUUUUGAUAGGAUAAACUCAUCCACUCCUAGACAAAAUGUUAAUGAUUCUGACGAUUCUUAUUCUGACUCUAGUCAGGAAUGUGAUCCAUUAGAUUUAACAGARAAUGUACCUAAAGAUACAAAUUUAAACAGCAAUAAUAAAAAUGAAGUUAAUUCAGUUAUUUUAACAGAAAAUGAGAAGAAAUAUUUAGAAAACUAUUCUAAAACAUCAGGAAUCAUGAAACAUGUUGACUUUGAUCAAUCAUUUGAUACAGAAAUACUAAGUAAGAGACUUGAAGAGUUGGAAUCUGAGAUAGAAACAUUUCGAUUAGAAAAUACUAAGUUAAUGAAGUUACAACGAGAAUUUGAGGUUGAAAGACAAAAAUUCUUUAAGAGUAAAGAAGAUUUUUUAAAGAAAUUAAAUGAUGAAAAAAAAAAAGACGAAGAAAUGCUGGCAGAAGAAAGAAAAAAAUUCAUAAGAGAAAAAGUUUUGUUUGAGAAAAAUGCUAGAGAAUUGAGAAACAAACCAAAUAGACAAGAGAGAGAAGAAAUAAAAAAAUUAAAAGAACAGUUAACUGAGUUAAAAGAUGAAUUUAAUAAAAAAGAAGCUAGAUGGGCAACCGGCCAGGCCCGAUUGAGGACUCAGAUGAAACUAUUGGAAAAUAGUAAUACAGCUUUACGCAAUGAACUUGAAUUAUUGAGAAAAACAUCAUUUACUUAA
Molecule: messenger RNA, 1387 nt
Organism: Diuraphis noxia (Russian wheat aphid)
Lineage: Eukaryota; Metazoa; Arthropoda; Insecta; Hemiptera; Aphididae
Product: spindle assembly abnormal 4
Biological process (GO): centriole elongation; cilium assembly
Cellular component (GO): centriole; centrosome
Molecular function (GO): tubulin binding
Source: RefSeq, a predicted model, not a curated record